This is a messenger RNA of Mycetomoellerius zeteki, 1538 nucleotides long. RefSeq names its product syntaxin 18 (gene Syx18). Lineage: Eukaryota; Metazoa; Arthropoda; Insecta; Hymenoptera; Formicidae. The record is from RefSeq and is a predicted model, not a curated record. Gene Ontology annotation, biological process: retrograde vesicle-mediated transport, Golgi to endoplasmic reticulum. Bases 75 to 1040 code for a protein of 321 amino acids. The transcript has a single exon. Gene Ontology annotation, cellular component: SNARE complex; endoplasmic reticulum.
UGCUAUUCACGGCGGAAGGACUUGGACGGGAGCCUUGACGUGUCGCCUUCUGGGAGACCGGAGGAGUCGCAGAGAUGGACGUGAGCGCGUUGUUCAAGGCCAGCGUGAAGGCGGUGAAUCUGCGGAACAGGGACCUCGGUACACCGGCAGCGGAGAGCCAGCCGCGGAGGACCAGAAGCAAGAGCACCUUCUGCGUGAAGGCGCACGUAGUGAUCGUGCAAAUCUCCAAGCUGCGCGAGUUCCUGCUGGAGAACCGCAAAGCCUACCUGAACUUCUCCAACUAUCUGUCCACAGCGCCGCACAUGACGGAUGUGGAGCGCGACGAGAUCGACCUGGGUGCGCAGCGGAUAAUGAGCACCUGCUCGCAGCUGGUGAAAGACUUGAAGCGAGAGAUCGCUGCGUCGACGGAGAUCACCCAGCAGAACAUCGAGCAUCGCGAAAUUAUGCUCCUGCUGAUAGAGGAUUACUUGAAGAACGUCUGCAAGAUAUACUCCGAGCAGAAAGCGAUGCGCGUGAAGAAGGCCAUGGAGAUGCGAAGGAUCUCCAAGCUGCAGGCAGACCAGCCGUCGGCGACGGUGACGAAAAAAUCGGCCCUGAACGCGGUCGAUCCCGCGGACGAUCAUGAUACCAAGAACGGCUCGAACGAGUCCAGCCCGAUGAAGAUCCAGGAGAUCAACGGCGACGUCAACACGAUGACGUACGAGGAGGAAUUGUCGGCGGAGGACAUCCAGAUGUUCGAAUCGGAGAACGAGCAGCUGUACAACGAGCUGAACACCAUGACGGAGGAGGUGAAGCAGAUCGAGAGCAAGGUGGUGCACAUCGCUGAGCUUCAGGAGAUCUUCACGGAGAAGGUUCUGGACCAAGACAAGGACCUGGACAGGCUGAUGACGACGGUGGUCGGAUCGACGGAGAACGUGAAGGAGGCGAACGAGCAGAUCCGCCAAGCGAUCCAGCGGAACGCCGGCCUCAGGGUGUGGAUCCUCUUUUUCCUUCUGGUGAUAUCAUUCUCGCUGUUAUUCCUCGAUUGGUACAAUCCAUAAGAGUAUCCAUAUAUAUAUUAAUGGAUCUCCGAGUUGCUUUUAAGAUACGAGAGUGAGGCGAUGUACAAUGUACAUUGUAUAUUUAUAAGAGAUGUUUGAUACAAUCCGUAAAAUGUAUUUCUAUUAUUAAAUUAUUGAAUUUUACGGAUCGUAUCAAUUGUUACUUUCGUAAGAAUGAAAGAAGAGACACUAAAAGGUUGGAAGAAUAGAAAGAAAGAGAAAGAGAGAAACGUCUGCCAAAAAAUAUGUUGCUAUAUUUUAUCCCCGGACAUUAUUGUACAUAAUAGCUAUAACUUACUAUAUGUGGGGAAUAAACAAAAUAAUAUGAACACUUAGAAAAUAUACUAUUUAUUUUAUAUUACUUGUUUUAUUAACCCUUGAACACCACACUAUUUUCGCCACCUGAUUUCACCACGCAUGGGUUACGAUAACCUUGGAGUCUUCUUUUGCUGUUAUCCCGGGAUCUAAUGCAUCAAUUUUAACUUUUUUUUUUAAUCG